This is a messenger RNA of Cyclopterus lumpus (lumpfish), 885 nucleotides long. It is a transcript of the gene elovl5, whose product is annotated as ELOVL fatty acid elongase 5. The coding region runs from base 1 to 885 and encodes 294 amino acids. The transcript is spliced from 7 exons. NCBI's taxonomy places the organism in Eukaryota, Metazoa, Chordata, Actinopteri, Perciformes, Cyclopteridae. Gene Ontology annotation, cellular component: endoplasmic reticulum membrane; endoplasmic reticulum. The record is from RefSeq and is a predicted model, not a curated record. Gene Ontology annotation, molecular function: fatty acid elongase activity. Gene Ontology annotation, biological process: fatty acid elongation, polyunsaturated fatty acid; fatty acid elongation, saturated fatty acid; very long-chain fatty acid biosynthetic process.
AUGGAGACUUUCAAUCAUAAACUGAACAAUUACUUAGAGUCAUGGAUGGGACCCAGGGAUCAGCGGGUGCGAGGAUGGCUGCUGCUCGACAAUUACCCACCAACCUUUGCACUCACAGUCAUGUACCUUCUGAUCGUGUGGGCGGGGCCCAAGUACAUGAAACAGAGGCAGCCGUACUCCUGCAGAGGCCUCCUGGUGCUCUACAACCUGGGCCUCACACUCUUGUCCUUCUACAUGUUCUAUGAGCUUGUUACUGCUGUGUGGAGCGGAGGCUACAACUUCUACUGCCAGGACACUCACAGUGCACAGGAAGUGGAUAAUAAGAUCACCUAUGUCCUGUGGUGGUACUACUUCUCCAAGCUCAUUGAGUUCAUGGACACCUUCUUCUUCAUACUACGAAAAAACAAUCACCAGAUCACGUUUCUCCACAUCUACCACCACGCUAGCAUGCUGAAUAUCUGGUGGUUUGUUAUGAACUGGGUCCCGUGCGGCCAUUCAUACUUUGGUGCCUCCCUGAAUAGCUUCGUCCACGUGGUGAUGUAUUCUUACUACGGCCUGUCGGCCAUCCCAGCCAUACGGCCGUACCUUUGGUGGAAGAAGUACAUCACACAGUUACAGCUGAUCCAGUUCUUUUUAACCAUGUCCCAGACGAUGUGUGCAGUCAUUUGGCCAUGUAGCUUCCCCAAGGGAGGGCUGUACUUCCAAAUAAGUUACAUGGUCACGCUCAUUUUCCUUUUCUCAAAUUUCUACAUGCAGACUUACAAAAAGCACAGUGGUUCUCUAAAGAAGGAGCACCAAAAUGGCUCUCCUGCAUCAACAAAUGGACAUGCAAAUGGGAUGCCGGCCACGGAACGCACUGCACACAGGAAACUACGGGUGGAUUAA